This is a messenger RNA of Pecten maximus, 2954 nucleotides long. Its product is annotated as transmembrane protein 107-like. Gene Ontology annotation, cellular component: MKS complex. NCBI's taxonomy places the organism in Eukaryota, Metazoa, Mollusca, Bivalvia, Pectinida, Pectinidae. The record is from RefSeq and is a predicted model, not a curated record. Gene Ontology annotation, biological process: non-motile cilium assembly; protein localization to ciliary transition zone. Bases 245 to 661 code for a protein of 138 amino acids. The transcript has 4 exons.
CGGAAAAUGGCCGCGAAACAAGCACAGACACUAUCGCGUUCCUCAUUGUAAAUUAGAUUUCGCUGGUUUUGAAGAUUGAUUCAUCGCAACAUCUCGGACUAGAUGUAGCCUUAAUGACAUGAAUCCUGAAAACAAAUAAUUAGAUUUGAUAAGGGACGCAGAACUGAAUAAUUUGCAACAUUUAUAGCGUGUUGAUAAGGAAGCGGACAGGUGUCUUCAAGCCUUGAGAGGAUAAUUCGCCAAAAUGAGGGUGAACGGCCUCGUCCCAGCUCGAUUUCUGACGAUCAUUGCACAUAUGGUCAUCGUCAUAGUAAUAUUAUGGUCACGAGAGGAUAAUGUUAAGCAAUGCCUCCCCUUGGAUUACACAGUAGAUGAAUACAACACAAAGGACACAGAAAUGAUUAUUGGACUAUCUGUGACACUGGGUCUAUUUGUCAUAGAACUUAUCGGCUUCAUUGGUGGUAUCUCCAUGUUUAUGCCAUUCCAAAGUCUACUUUCUAUAAGUGCUCACUGUGGGGCGUGUGUGUCGCUGUCUUACUUCCUGUUUUGGUCUUGGCCAUGCUAUAGGUAUUGGUACGUGUUUGCUUUCUGCAGUGCGUUGCCCACAGUGACGGAGAUCAUCACCAUGAUCGGCAUUGGUUUCUGUAGGCGUGGGUUAUAGCAUUCUCAUCAAUUAGGAAACCAAAUUUAUCAUCAUCAUAACAUUAUGCAUUGAUAACAUCAGGAUAUUUUUCUCCACAAAUUGUGAUUGUCUGCUAGAAAUUAUACGACCUGAAUAAGAAUUGAAGUUACUUUAUACAACUGUAAUUACAGUAAAAAAAAUAUAGCCAAUUUUCUGUAACUGAGUUACCUCCCUUCAACGUUAUUGUCUCCUUGACAACAUACCAGCUACAGCAGCUCAUGCCUCUGGUGCGGUGACUCUCAGUAUUCUUUCUCUUCCAAUUAUGGUCAUGUGACUAUUACUGGUACGUGUUCGCGUUCUGUGUGGCUCUGCCAGCCGUUGGAGAAAUCAUAACAAUGAUUGGAGUCGCAUUCUUUAGGAAGGGCAUAUCGUGAAGAAUAACACUACAGUUCGAGGUCUCUGCAGUCAGUAUUUUGGAGAGUGUCCUGAAGAUGAUGGAAAAUGACCAGAGUCCAUGAGGUUAACAUGUAUACAUGUACAAGAUUUGUCAUCAUGCAUGAAAAAUUAUGUCAUCAAAUUAUUUUAUCUAAUUGACAAUUUUUUUUUUAGUGAGUGAUUUGUUAAUUUCAAAGGUGAAAGUUGGCCAUAAAUAAAUGUUGGUUAAUAUUCACAAAGAAUAACUGACAAUGUAACAAUAUCACUCAAUUGCUAACGAAAGCACUUAAUAUCUGUUAACUUAUUCUUUUUCUCAUGAUGUGUAUGAAAUCUGAUUAUUUCUAUAAACACUUAGACUAGUAAAGAAAAUGACAAUUAUUGAUGUUAAUUAAAAAAUCUGAUGUUGUCCAACACCCAUAGUCUGUCUAUACACACAGGUUAUGGGCGUGACAGAUUUUGCCCAAUAUGACAAUAUGGUCUAGACCUACACAAGUAAAUAGCUUACUCUAUUGGAAAAUGUCCUGUAUAUCUCGUACAGAAGGGUUAUUGGCAGAGGAGUUUUUAGUUUGAACUAUCAGUAUUGUAAGCUGCCAAAGUUUGCAUUUAGACAGGAACAACAGCCACAUCAGUAAAUUAAUAGUCAUAUUAUUUAUCUACGGUAAAAUCUUUGUCCAGUUUCAUGAAAGUAAGUGCCUGCAAGUAUCUACACCAAAUCACAUGAGUCUAGAUGUCUAUAAUAAUUUACUGUAACAAGCAUUGCAUACAUUUGCUAUAAAAUAUACUCUGUAGGUUAAUUUAUUAUAAUAUUGAAUGUCUUUCUCUGCAGCUCGGAUGUGGUGACUAAAGGCUGAUGCUAGCAUUGUAAUAUUAACAUACUGUGAAUUGUUGUAGUAUCUUAUUUUGUGUAAUAGAUUUGAUAGUAAGAGAGGAUUAUAGAGAGCUUGUUAUGAAGAUUAGGUGAGAAAUAUAAUAUCAUAUACAUUUAUAAUAUAUAAAUUUUAUAUAUAUGUAUGCAGGUGUGCAUGGUUGUGAUUUUUAGAAUACAAUUUAAAUAUAUGUACACUUGUAUAUACUGCCGUCCAUAUUUUCAUGCAUCAUUGAUGAUAGAUAGCAUGACUUCCUUGAACAACUACUAUGCAAAUGGUAUGAUAAACUGUAGAUGGAAUCAUUUUGUUAAAUAAGAAUUGAAAUUUGUAAUAGUUACAUAUAAUUCAGAUCCUAGAUAUCCAAAGGCUUUGAUUUGCAUACGUUCUCGGCAACCUUGGGAUAUGUUAUGGCUAAGUCACAGACUCAGUAUAAGGUUCCAGACACGAAAGUCUUAUUGCUGAGUAAUACAAUGUACUGUCACGUGAAUAAACACCAAACCUAAGGUGGCAAUCUUUAUUUUUAUGCUGCCUUAUGGUUGAUUAAAUCACAGGUAUGCUGCAUUGUUCCACAUGGUUGAUUUAAUCACAGGUAUGCAUGGUUCCACAUGGUUGAUUAGAUAACAGGUAUGCAUUGUUCCAUAAAUAAGUCUUGACAAGCGAACUUCUGAAAAGUUGCACACUUCACAUUUGUUUCUGUCUCGGCAUAUGCUAAGUUAGAAGAGAGGAUAGUUGUACAUGCAUAUCAAGUUGAAACAAUUUCAAUAUGAAAAUUUUUCAUAAUUAUAAAUGUUCCAUUUUGUAUGUUUUGUCAUGCAAAUAUUUUUUUCUUGGGGAAAAAGAAGCAUAUUUUGGAAUAAAAACUGAAAGUUCUAAAUGUUAUUGUACUGGAUUGGCAAAUUGAAAGAUUGGGCUAUGAAUUGGACUGUGUCCAAUCAGAAGUUUUAUCUACAGUGUUACAUGUAUUGGCAGUACUUAAAAUUGUAUAGUUAUUGAAUUUGACUGUAUUUUUUAAUAAAAACUAGAUACACCAG